This is a messenger RNA of Sebastes umbrosus (honeycomb rockfish), 2111 nucleotides long. It is a transcript of the gene ydjc, whose product is annotated as YdjC chitooligosaccharide deacetylase homolog. Lineage: Eukaryota; Metazoa; Chordata; Actinopteri; Perciformes; Sebastidae. Gene Ontology annotation, biological process: carbohydrate metabolic process. The transcript has 6 exons. Bases 331 to 1269 code for a protein of 312 amino acids. The record is from RefSeq and is a predicted model, not a curated record. Gene Ontology annotation, molecular function: deacetylase activity.
AAUGGCAACAUAAAUAUAUGUUAUAAAAUCUAUUCGCAUAUGCAAGAAAUAAUUUAACUAAAGGAUAUUUGACACUUCGUUGUACGAUUUUGUGGUUUUUAUCAGACUCGUUUUAGAUAGUUAAUGGAACUCUUAUUUUGAAGUGUUUCCUGCCAGCUGGCUGGGCCGCCGUGUGUCCUCCAGCAGAGGGCGUCGUCCUCCAGUAGUCAACUCUCCAGCCAGCAAGCAGCAUCAAAGCUAGAGGAAGUACAGCUUGUUUCCACAGUGCUGCUUACCGGGGUUUCGAACACAUAUGGACAAACGUGUGGAAAACAAUGAAGACCAGCAAUAAUGCCUCAGCCCAGAAUGAUGCUGGUGGUGACGGGAGAUGACUUUGGCUACUGUCCCAGGAGAAAUCAGGGGAUUGUGGACUGCUUCCAGGCUGGAGGCAUUUCCAAUGUGUCACUGCUGGUUAACGCCUCUGCUGCCAAAGAGGCAGCAGAUCUGGCUAAAAGGCACAACAUCCCCAUCGGCCUCCAUGCCAACCUGUCCGAAGGCAUUCCAGUGUGUCAGAGCCUCCAACAGGCCUCCACGCUGAUAAACCAGCGUGGCUUCUUCCUUGGGAAGAUAGGCUUCCGUCAGGCCCUGGAGAGAGGUCAGCUCUGCUUGAAACAGGUGGAGCUCGAGUUGAGGGCCCAAGUCAGUCUGUUCAGGGAACUGACGGGUCACCUGCCCCACCACAUGGACGGACACCAACACGUCCAUGUACUGCCAGAGGUGUGUGAGGUGUUUGCUCAGGUCCUGUCAGAUCUCAAGAUUCCGUACACUCGUGUUCCAGUGGAGCCGGGUUUACACAAGUGCCCAGCGCUGCCAGCACACCUCCACAGGUUCUACACACAGGUGGAGAAGGACGCUCUGGACUCCAUCCCUGUCUUCACACGCUAUGGAAUCAGGUGGCCAGAUGUGUACCUGGGACUGACCACCAUGGGCCAGAACAUGUCCGUCCCCAACCUGCAGAGGGCGCUCAGCCACGCCUUGGCUGCGGGGUCCUCUUCAGGCACUACCUCCAGCAGCAGUGCAUCAGGCUCUACUCAGCCUGUCGUCACAGCAGAGCUCAUGGUCCACCCGGGUUACCCCAGUCACCCCCAGGAAGGAGGCUGCGGAGAGGGCCCCGAUGACUUCUCCCAGUCGGCCGACAGACAGCACGAGCUGAACGUGCUCAGAGACCCGUCCCUACUGGCUCUGUACAGCCAGGAGAGAGUGCAGCUCUGUGCCUUUAAAGACAUCUGAAUACUGCUGCUGUCUAAAUAGAGACAACCAUGUAUGAAUACUGUAGAGAGACAAAGUGAGUGAGUUACAUCGAUAUUAUAUUUUUUGUGCUCAUUUAUGACCGUUAUGCUCAAGGACUUCUCGUGGUUACAGUGAUUCACACUCAUAUUUUAUUGACAAAAUAUUUUUUUGUUUUAUACCGUCACUGACUGCUGACUCCUCACUACUCUUAACGCGGUUACUUUUCUAGUUUAUUUCAGUUUUAGAAGCCUUUUAAUGAACAUCAUUUCCCAUAAGCCCAAGGCAGUCACAGGUUAAAGGUCAUCAACUGUCGAGUGGGCGCUAUGUGAAUGGAGUUGUCUCUCUCUUUUAGUCCAGACAUGGCUAUAACAAUAGCACAUCUUAUCUUUCUUAUCGCUGGUGAAACUUUAUGACAGCUGCUUUUUUUAAUGCCAACUAAUAAAUCAUUAACUUUGUUAAUAAUAAUAAUGUUUAAUAUAUAAUAAGUAGUGAGUUACAGAGGCCAGACAGGAGGUGGCGUCAGGAUUUCAGCUCUUUCUAGAUCCUUGCAGUUGGGCACAAAAUCCACUCUUCACAUUUACUGAGUAAAUGUGACGGUGAAGCACAGAAACACUACAAAAAAACUACACUUACCUGCAAACUGGAAUGCGCCGCUCUCCUUGGAAGUGAAGAGGUGUUUGUUAAAGUUGACAGAAAUGUUUGAGGAAAGUGUGUUCUUUAUGUAAGCCAUACUCAGUGCUGCUUUGCAGUACUCUGAUACAGAUCGGUGUAUUGCACCACCCACAUGCCCGACAAUGCACAUACACAUUACAACAUUGGGUUUUUAAUAAUGUCUCACUCAC